This is a messenger RNA of Brassica oleracea var. oleracea, 504 nucleotides long. RefSeq names its product zinc finger A20 and AN1 domain-containing stress-associated protein 5-like. The transcript has 2 exons. Gene Ontology annotation, molecular function: ubiquitin-protein transferase activity; DNA binding; zinc ion binding. The record is from RefSeq and is a predicted model, not a curated record. NCBI's taxonomy places the organism in Eukaryota, Viridiplantae, Streptophyta, Magnoliopsida, Brassicales, Brassicaceae. The coding region runs from base 16 to 489 and encodes 157 amino acids. Gene Ontology annotation, biological process: protein ubiquitination.
AAAUCAACAACACAGAUGGCGCAGAGAACUGAAAAGGAAGAGACAGAGUUCAAGGUCCUCGAAACCUUGACGACGAAAACAACCCCGAUGCUCUGCUCCAACAACUGCGGCGUCACAGCGAGUCCAUCAACCAACAACAUGUGCCAGAAAUGUUUCAACGCCGCCGCCGCCGGUAUAGAUCCAAAUCCGAUCGCAAAAAGAUCAGCCAGAUCCGUCAGUCUCCGGUCAACGCCAGCCAAAGCCGCGAUCCGUCCCAGGGAGACCGAUCCGGUCAAGAGAGACCAUCAUCAACAGACCGUAAACCGAUGCUCCGGUUGUCGGAAGAAAGUCGGGUUGACCGGAUUCAGAUGCCGAUGCGGCGACCUUUUCUGCGCGGAGCACCGGUACUCGGAUCGCCACGAUUGCAGCUACGACUACAAAAUCGCCGGUAGGGAGGCGAUCGCUAGGGAGAAUCCGAGUACACACAGAACGAUGAAAAAUAUUACAUAGACGAUUUUACAGCCA